Molecule: messenger RNA, 2106 nt
Organism: Entamoeba nuttalli P19
Lineage: Eukaryota; Evosea; Mastigamoebida; Endamoebidae
Product: SPRY domain containing protein
Exons: 2
Coding region: 1-2106 (701 amino acids)
Molecular function (GO): protein binding
Source: RefSeq, a predicted model, not a curated record
AUGCAUGUCGCAUUACAUUUUGAAACUUAUUCAGACAUUUUUAAAUUUCUUCAAGUUAGUAAAACUUGUAAAGAAGCAAUUGAACGACUAAAAAUUAAUCCAUGGUUUGCUAGUAGUGAAAGUGUUAUUAAAUUUUGUACAAAUUUUAAUCCUGAAACAAUGAAUUGUUUAUCUUAUUGUUUCUUUUCUAAACAACUAUUUAACAAAGUCUCAAAUAUAAGAAAUCCAAUGUUUAAUAGUAUUUUAAAAUCUAAUAUAAAUGACAUUACAUCAAUACUACCAAAAGUUUAUCAUAUAUCAUUGUAUUAUACAGAUGAAUCUGAAACCCAUCCUGAAUCAAGAAUGCCUGAAGAAACAUCUCAAUUUUUUAUUGAGAAUGCUCAACAAUUUAAUAACUUAAGAUGUGUCAGAGGAGACAUUGAAUUAGUUAUUGCAUUUUUCAAAAAAUUUACUGACAAUGGUAGUCAAAUGUUUGUUCACUUUCCAACAAGAGUUGAAUUAUUUAAUUUAGUCAAAAGAAGUAGUUCUACAGAACAAAAUUUGAUUAGUCAAAUAAAGAAGUACCUUCCUCAUAAUGGCAUGACUCAAAUAGAAUAUACAACUAAUACCCAUGUUAAAUCAAAAGAAGAAUUAAAAUGUUUUGAUGGAAUUGAGUAUCAUUAUACUGCUUUUAGUGAUAAUCAAUGUGAAUUUAUGAGUGAAGCAAUUGAAUGUGAUGAAGGAAAAAUUGAUAUUAAAGGUACACUUAAUUGUAAUAGAUUUAAUUCUAUUAUAGAAAAAUGUUAUGCAGAUAUUAUUAAACUUCAUUUUGAAAAACCAUUUGAACAAGAAGAAGGAGAUGUGUUUAAAAGAAAAAAAUAUGAUAAUUGGAAUAUACCAAAAUGUGUAUUAACACUAGAACUAACACUUAAUUUUGAAUAUCAAUCAGAUGACUAUUAUUUAAUGCCAAUUAACAUGGAUUAUCUUCAAAUAUUAACAUUAAAUGAAUGUGGGAAUAUUUCAUUUGAAGGGGAUUAUCCAUUAUUAAGAGAAGUGAAUAUUUUAGGAAGUCAUGACAUUCAAUUCAUUGGUAAAGAUAAAACAAUAAACAUUAUUGAAAUUGCUAUUGAAGGUUGUAGUUAUUGUUCUAUUGAAUUAAAAUUUAGUCCAAUCGAAUCAGUUAUAUUACAAGAUGUUGAAGAGGUAACAAUGAACAUUAAAGUGGACUCUCUAAAAGAAUUUGUUAUAAUGGCAAGUAGGAAUUGUUACUUUAAUCCAGUUUCAUUCAAAGAUGUAUUUGUUCAAAUAGAAGAAUGUUCAGAAAUUAGCUUUUAUAACAUUGAUAAAAUAAAUCAAUUACCAGAAGAUCAAGACAUAGACGAAGAAGAUUUAAUUUCUCCAUUACAAUAUUGUGGAGUUGAUUAUACAAAAUUCCAAGAAAUAAUUCAAAGUUGUAUCUUUUUACCAUCACUACAAUUAUUUACCAAAAUGAGUUCUAAUAGUUACAAUAAACUAUUCCAAGUAAGAUGGUUUUAUGUAAGUUGUUCAAGAGUUCAAUCUCGUGGACCUGAAAUUCGAUUAAAAAAACAAGUAAGUUCAUGGUUAAUCAAUACUCUAUUUUCAAGUAAUUUUUAUAAUAAAGAAGAUGAUCGUAAGAAUAUGUAUUUAGUAUUUCCAAAUGGUACUGAAAAAGUUGUUGAUUCUUCUAUCAGAUAUUUUGAAGUGACAGUACAACACCAGUCAUUAAUGUCUAUUGGUAUAAUUCACUCAACAAAAUUUGAAUAUGAUGAAACAGAGUAUAUUGGUAAUAUCAAAUAUUCUAUUGGAUAUAUGAAUGAUAGUGGAAAUGUUUAUGAAGGUGAUCAUAAAAUCGCUUGUUCAUUCAAACCAUAUGGUUUAUAUGAUGGAAAUAAAAAUGUUAUUGGAUGUGGUUUUAAUUCAAUUACUCAUGAAGUCUUUUUUACUUGUGAUGGAAUAAAAGGUUAUACCAAAAAGAUUGACUGGGAAGGGAUUGAUGCGGCAAUAUCACUUAGCUUAUUUAAGGAACUACAUAUCAAUUAUGGACAAGAACCAUUUGUUUACAAUAUUUAUAAUGAGUAUCAAAUUGGUUCUUGUUUAGUGGUAUAA